AUGAACCUCAUUUCUUCGCUUUGGGAACUCGACACUACGGAACGAGCCGACGCAUACCUAACCAGCCUCGCCAGACCAAUCCGCCUCCAAAACUACAUUGAAAAUAAUUAUUCAGAUCAUUCAGAGCCCAGCCACUGGAUCGACUCAUUCAACCCUCGAACUGGCGAAUUAUUGGCACAGGUCCCUCGCAGUGCGCUAUCCGACGUCGAUCAUGCUGUGGAUGCCGCCUCACGGGCGUUCCCGACAUGGUCGCGAACCUCGCGACAAGAGCGUUCAGAAGUUCUCCUCCGGAUCGCCGGUAUCUUGAGUGAGAAGAAAGAAUUAUUUGCUGUUUGGGAGAGUAUUGAUCAGGGGAAGACUAUUAGUCGUGCCCGUGUGGAGGUUGACCGCGCGAUUUCUAAUUUCCGAUACUUUGCAACCUACAUUCUCCAUGAAGAAGGUGCAGUUCGCUAUGUUGACGGCCCGGUGUCCACCAUGACUUAUGAGCACCGGUCGCCGGUGGGUGUUUUCGCUCUAAUCUCGCCUUGGAACAUGCCGCUUUACCUCCUGACAUGGAAGAUUGCUCCUUGCAUUGCAUUCGGAUGCACUGGGGUGGCAAAGCCCAGUGAAGUGACUAGCAUGACUGCAUUCUGUGAGUUAUUUCUCUUCGUACAACAAUAUUCCGAUAGACGACUAAUUCGAAAGCAAGUGCUUGGAGAGGUCUUCCGACAAGCGAAACUCCCGCCUGGCGUGAUGAACAUUAUCUUUGGAGACGGACCUGGCACAGGCUCAGCUCUCGUCAAGUCUCCUCGUGUUCGAGGAGUCUCCUUUACUGGUGGCACGGCUACGGGAAUCCGCAUUAGACAGGAUACUGUGGCUGAUAUUGGCAAGCAUCUGUCACUGGAACUGGGUGGGAAGAAUCCUACAUUGAUAUUCGACGAUGUUGAUCUGGCUGAGGCUGUACCACUAGCUGCUCAGGCUGCAUUUGAAAAUAGCGGACAGAUAUGCCUCUGCGGCUCUCGGAUCUACGUCCACCGCGCCAUCUACGAGAAUUUCCUGUCGAAGUUGGCGGAUUAUGUCCAGAAGAACUACCGCUGCGGAGAGACUAUUGGGCCGGUGGUCUCCCGGGAGCAUUAUACCAAGAUAUCAUCCUAUCUCAAACUAGCCAAGGAGGAGGGCGCCGAAUUUCUCACUGGAGAAGUUCCAUCGGUAGUGGCCCAGCAGGGUUUCUGGAUCACUCCAACCGUGUUGAGUAACGUACGGACCGACAGUCGCAUUAUGCGGGAAGAAAUCUUUGGACCGGUCGUUACAGUCUCUCCUUUUGAUACGGAGGAAGAGGCCAUUGAACUGGCAAAUGACAACCCGAACGGUCUGGCAAGCAUUCUCAUGACCAAGGACCUCUCCCGGAUGCGCCGAGUCGGAGAGAGAAUCGAUGCUGGAUUGGUAUGGGUCAAUUGUUGGCUGGUACGUGAACUUGGCACGGCAUUUGGGGGAAUGAAAGCAUCUGGCAUUGGCCGUGAGGGAGGGUCCCAAAGCCGCGAUGUGUUUACCAAUUUGCGAACUCUUCAUGUUCGAUAA
Molecule: messenger RNA, 1557 nt
Organism: Penicillium cataractarum
Lineage: Eukaryota; Fungi; Ascomycota; Eurotiomycetes; Eurotiales; Aspergillaceae
Product: aldehyde dehydrogenase
Exons: 2
Coding region: 1-1557 (518 amino acids)
Molecular function (GO): oxidoreductase activity, acting on the aldehyde or oxo group of donors, NAD or NADP as acceptor
Source: RefSeq, a predicted model, not a curated record